Messenger RNA from Ichthyophthirius multifiliis, 1155 nucleotides. Its product is annotated as ubiquitin specific peptidase 40, putative. The transcript is spliced from 5 exons. Gene Ontology annotation, molecular function: cysteine-type endopeptidase activity; cysteine-type deubiquitinase activity. The record is from RefSeq and is a predicted model, not a curated record. Gene Ontology annotation, biological process: protein deubiquitination. NCBI's taxonomy places the organism in Eukaryota, Ciliophora, Oligohymenophorea, Hymenostomatida. Gene Ontology annotation, cellular component: cytosol; nucleus.
AUGUUGGAAGGAAUGUUUGAUGAACCAGAUGAUAUUUUAAAUGGAAAUGCAACUUGUGUUUAAAAUUAAUAUUAAAGGAGAGGAAAAAAUUACGCUUAAUACUUAGAUUUACCUCCAUAACCUAAAGAAGAAUAUGGUUUUGUAGGUUUAAAAAAUCAAGGUGCAACAUGUUAUUUAAAUAGUCUAAUUUAAGCUCUUUUUAUGUCACCAGAAUUACGGGAUAUAAUAUUUUAGCUACCAUUAGACGAAUUAUUUGGUCAAUUCACAGAAACUCUUACUAAAAGUUUUGGAUGGGAAUCAAAAGAAUGCUUUUAACAAUAAGAUAUUUAAGAAGCAAAUAGAGUAAUAUUUGAUGUUUUAGAAAGAGCUUUAUAUGGAACAUAAAUGAGCGAAUAAAUAACAAAGUUUUAUAAAGGAACACUUGUAAAUCAUAUAACUUGUAUGAAUUGCCAAAUUGCAAAAGAAAGGGAAGAACCAUUUUUUGAUAUUAUAUUAUAAGUAAAAGAUAUAAAAUCACUUGAAGAAAGUUUAAUGGCUUUUAUAACUCCCGAAAUAUUAGAAGGUGACAAUAAAUAUUUUUGUGAAAAUUGUUAACAAAAACACGAUGCUUUAAAAGGAUAAAAAAUAAGAAAGCUCCCUGAAAUAUUAAGUUUAAGUUUAAAUAGAUUUGAAUUCGAUUUUGAAAAAUUUUAAAGAGUUAAAAUUGAUUCAGAAUUUAAAUUCGGGCUUGAAUUAAAUGCAACUCCUUAUUUAGAAGAUACUGAUGUUCAAGAUGAAGAUUAUAUGUAUGAAUUAUUUACAGUAUUAAUUCAUAGAGGAAGUGCACAUGGAGGACAUUAUCUUACUUACAUAAGAGAUUAUUUAUGUGAAGGAAAUUGGAAUAAAAAGAUGGAAAAAUAUCAUGAACAAAAGUAAAAGAGAAUUAAAUAAAUGAAAGAAGUACAAGUAGAACAGUCUAAAUUAUAGGAACAAUAAUAAUAAGAAUAAAAUGAAUUAAAAUAAAAAGUAGAAAAAUAAUAAAUAUAGUUAGAAUAAUAAAUUUAAUAGAAAUAAUAAUAAAAUAGAAAUUAAAAGCAAAAAUAAAAAAUGAGCAAAAAUAAAAAAUUAAGAAAAUUCUAAAAAUAAUAAAAAUCAGAAAAAUAAACUUUAAGAUGA